AUGGAUUUAGACCUGUUCGAUGAUCUUCUCGGAGACAAUGCAACGAAGAACAACGUUAGGGCUGGUGGCAAGUUUCAACCUAAAGCUAAGCCACGACCCUUUACCAAGAAGAAGGAUUCGGUGGGUGCCACUCAGCCAGUUUCUGAGAAUGUAAAUUGUGCUGGAGCUUCUGAAGCAGUAGUUGUGGAUUGUUUGCCUGAUAAUAACAAUGAUAUCUUGCAUUCCAUCUUUGAGAAUACGGAUAUAUUUAUUGGUUUGGAAUCACUGGAUGAUGAUUUCCUAUCUGUAAGGGAGACAGUUUCUGAUGAUCCCGUUUCUUCUUCUGAGGAACCUUAUAUUCAUGUUUCUGGCAGUCCUGGUGAUGCUGAACAUAAAAAACUCGCAACUCCUGUUGCUCAUGUGGUUGAUGAUUCUGUAGGCAUUCCUUCGAUCCACGACCUGGACACUUCUGAGUUCACGUCUAGCUAUGGCCAGCGAAUUGGAAAAUUCAGGCCGAAAUUAAAGCAGCAGGGAAAUAGAUUGGGAAAUGAUACCGACGUUCAUGAUCAUAAGUCUGCAGCUGAGCCUGUUAACAAUGAGCAACAUACUCCAUUUGUUUCUCCCAGUGUAGAUAUUCUGGAUUUGAGGCCAGUUGCUGGUUUUAACCAAGAUGAUGUCUUUGAGUGUUCAUCUGAGGGAGUAAGCAAAGAUGCUCCUUCACAGUCUGUAAUCGAAGUUCUAGUAGAUGAAACCUUCAUAGAUUUUGAGGGGUUUUCUCAUCAAGAAGUUGUUACUUCAGGAGAGAACUUGGAGGCUGAUCAUGCAUUACCUGGAAAUCUUGUUUCACCUAGCGCAGAUGCUGGAAAAGCUAAAGUUGUUCCUGAAUCAGAUUGUUCAUUUCAGCAGCACCGGGCUUCCACUUCCAAUGAGACUAUAGUGGCUAGUGGUAGAGUAUUUGGAGAGCGAAAAAGACCAAUAAAUGCUCACAAACUUGUUGAUGAAUCUGAGGUCGAGGGACUUGAAAAUUCAGAUAUCCAAGCUGAAUCUCUAAGCAAUUCUUUUGUCAAUGAGUAUGAUAUGGCGGAGGAACUUCGUUCGGAUGAUAAAACCCAAAAGAGAAAAACACAUAACACAUCGAAGAAGCUUGAGGCUGAGAAAGAGAAACCAGUUAGAAAGAGGCCGAAAAAGAUUACUGAAUCAUCAGAGCCAGCUAAAUCAGGACCUAAGAGAUUUUCUCAUUCAAGUCAGAGGAGACAAGUUGACAAAGCGUUACUUGAAAUCCCAGACGACGAAAUAGACAUCCAGAAGUUGGUAAUGAAGGAUGCUAUUUGGCUUACAGACCUUAAAACUAUUGAAUCUGUGAAAAAGGAGGCAAAAUCAUCAAAAGAACAGCUUCAGAAUCAGCGUAAUGUUAAUCACAAUGUGGAUGGCGAUGAAGAUGGAACUUUUGGUGAAGUAAGCGAUGGCGAAGAAAGCUUUAUGGUUGAAGAGAGCUGUGUCAACUAUCAUACUUUCAUGGCCAAAACUCCUAGAUCAAGAUGGUCAAAACAGGACACAGAAGUGCUCUAUCAGGCUUUUCGGCUACAUGGCACUGAUUUUUCAACUAUCCAAGUAUGUUCUUUUCCGGAUAAGACACCAAGGCAGAUUAAACUGAAGUUCAAGAAAGAAGGUCAACAGCAUGCUUGGCGAAUUAAUGAAGCUCUUACAAAACCCGUCAAAGAGCAGUAUCAACUUUUGAUCUUGAACCAAGUUACGGCCAGGAUCCAAGAUUUCUGCAGAGCUAAUUCAGUCAGCUUGACGGAAGAGGAAGAGAAUCCUGAUGCUAAUGAUGAAGCAGCAAACUCUGAGGAGAUAGACGAAGCAGCCAAGCCUGAGGAAAUCGAUGAAGCAGUUUUCGAUGGAAAUACCAGAGCAGAAGUUGCAGUAACUCAGGGACCUGCUGUAGAUCCCCAAGAUGAUGAUGAUGAUGAUGAUGCUCUCCCGCUGGAGUCAAUAUAA
This is a messenger RNA of Oldenlandia corymbosa var. corymbosa, 1977 nucleotides long. NCBI's taxonomy places the organism in Eukaryota, Viridiplantae, Streptophyta, Magnoliopsida, Gentianales, Rubiaceae. The record is from the annotation of a GenBank genome assembly.